UCAGAUUUAUCGAUUAAUGAACAUUUAAAAAAAAUUACCGGAUUUCUUGAAAACAACAAUGGCACUCCAACGAUAAUGAGUGGAGAUUUUAACAGCCACCAUUCAUUUUGGCAUGGAAAUGAUACCAAAAAAGGCCAAAAACUACUGAACUGGAUACGUGAAUUAAAAUUAAAAGUUUAUAGUACUCCUGAACCAUCAUUCAGUAGAAAAAAUUUCCUGACAAGUUACAUUGAUUUAACUUUAGUCAAUGAACAAGCAUCCGAAUUGAUUGAUAAUUUUUGGCAAAUGAAAAACAGAUAUAGUGAUCAUUCGGCGCAAAUAUACACUAUGAAACUAACAAUUUCAUCAUCAGCAACAACAUCAUCUUUAGAUGAUGAACAAUUUCAAUGUGAACAUUGAAAACAAUGUUUCAGUCGAUCCGAUAAUCUAACCAGGCAUAAG
This is a messenger RNA of Dermatophagoides pteronyssinus (European house dust mite), 441 nucleotides long. RefSeq lists its product as uncharacterized. The record is from RefSeq and is a predicted model, not a curated record. Lineage: Eukaryota; Metazoa; Arthropoda; Arachnida; Sarcoptiformes; Pyroglyphidae.